Messenger RNA from Sungouiella intermedia, 747 nucleotides. NCBI's taxonomy places the organism in Eukaryota, Fungi, Ascomycota, Pichiomycetes, Serinales, Metschnikowiaceae. The record is from the annotation of a GenBank genome assembly.
AUGCGUUACAUUGCAAUUCUCGCUUCAAUGGCCGUGGUCAUGGCUGAUACCAUCAGCUUCAACUACAACUCUUACCUUUCGGACCUCCAAACGUUGUCUAAUUACUACACUGACUGGGCAAGUGCCUACAGUGGCCUCAGCUCAUACUUCAGCUACAACUCGCAGUACUUUAGUGAGAUCAAUCUGUUCUACGAAAGAAGCGACGUGCUCUCUGACUUGUCUGUAUACGAGACCUUGGGAACAGAUUGGGGCAAGUAUACCGCUUGGUUCAACUCCUACUAUUCCAAGUAUGGCCAGGAGCUUAAUUCCAUCUACUCAGCCAACGGGAUCAGUACCGCGUUUGGUGCUUUCCUGGGCUUUAGCGUGGACUCGAACCUUUUGGCUUCGGCCAGUAGUUUUGCAUUCUCUGUUGCCAGCAACACCGGCAGCGUAAGUACCACGGCUGCAGAUUCUUCUUCUGCCACGUCUGGAGCGUCGUCAAAAUCAAGUGCUUCUGGCUCAGCAGCCUCAUCAUCGCGUGCUAGUUCAGGCAGUGCCAGUGAGUCAGCAAAAACUUCUGGCUCUGGUAGUUCUGGUGUUUCUGGCAGUGCUUCCAAAGCUGCGUCUAGUGCUGCCUCUGGCUCUGGCUCUGCUUCUGCUGCUAGCUCUUCUGGUUCCAGCUCUUCCGCUGCUGGUGGUGCUGACCACCUGAGACCAUUUUUGGCUGUGGGUGCUAUUCUCGGAGGAUUGCCUUUCCUUUUGUUGUAA